AUGCCGUUUGAUUGCAGCGUGGAUUCCGAUAUAUCGCGAGGAGAUUACGGACCGCCUGUGCACGAUCACGAGCCCAAAGGCGUAUGGAAGAAGAAGCUAGUCUGGAAAGAAGAGUGGAAGAAGGUGUGGAAAACAGCUUCUAAAUUAAUAUGGAAGCCAGAUUGGAAGAAAGUGCAAGUUCCGGUAUGGAAGGAAAUUCAAGUACCUGUGUGGAAAGAAAUCAAAGUCCCUGCAUGGAAAAAGGUACAAAAACCUUUAUGGAAAGAAAUCAAAGUCCCUGCUUGGAAGGAGGUGAAAAUACCAGAAUGGAAGAAGGUAUACAAACCGGUAUGGAAAGAGAUAAAGGUUCCAGUGUGGAAAGAAAUCCAAGUUCCUGACUGGAAGAAAAUUUGGGUACCAGAAUGGGUAAAGAUCUGGGUUCCAGGUGACAAAUCACACGGAAAAGAUCAUGAAGGCUGGGAGUAUACGUCACAUGGCCUCUGGAAGAAGAAGCUCAUCUGGAAACCCGUGUGGAAGAAAGUGUGGAGAUCGGAGAAGAAGCUGAUCUGGGUACCGGAAAAGAAACUUGAGUGGAAGGAAGAAUGGAAACAGGUGUGGAGAACGGAGAAGAAAGAGAUAUGGAUAGCUGAAAAGAAGUUGAUCUGGAAGGAAGAAUGGGUACAGGUUUGGAAAACGGCAAAGAAACAAGAGUGGGUUUCGGAUAAGAAACUCAUAUGGAAGGACGAGUGGAAACAAAUCUGGGUGCCCGUCUGGAAGCAGAUCCAAGUACCAGAAUGGAAGAAGGUCUGGAAACCAGUUUGGGAGAAUGUCUGGGUGCCAAUCCACCACGAAGAGCACCACGAGGAGCACCAUGAGGAGCACCAGGGUUACGAUUGA
This is a messenger RNA of Cryptotermes secundus, 876 nucleotides long. RefSeq lists its product as uncharacterized. The transcript has a single exon. The record is from RefSeq and is a predicted model, not a curated record. NCBI's taxonomy places the organism in Eukaryota, Metazoa, Arthropoda, Insecta, Blattodea, Kalotermitidae. The coding region runs from base 1 to 876 and encodes 291 amino acids.